This is a messenger RNA of Psylliodes chrysocephalus, 4272 nucleotides long. The record is from the annotation of a GenBank genome assembly. NCBI's taxonomy places the organism in Eukaryota, Metazoa, Arthropoda, Insecta, Coleoptera, Chrysomelidae.
AUGGCUUCUUUAAUUUUAGAAAAAGUAGCAAUAGUGGUGUUUUUUUGGACCGUUGUACUAAGCAAUCAAGAAUUUUUGGAGUACUACCAACCACGUCCCGAUUUUCCCAAAGAGCUCAAUGAUUGGCUAGCGUAUGUUCAAGGACACCGAAAUGACUUUAGAAUAAUAAGGAACAUUGUUAAAAGGCGAAAAGCGGAAGUGGAUUAUUACGAUGAAAAGGAAGCAGAUAAUAAACUCUUAAGCGAUUUAGAAGGUGUAGAAGAAGAAACUCCUCAAAACGAUAUCUAUCCACACAGUAAUUUAGCAAAAAAGGAAAAAAAUUAUGAUUCGAACCUCAAAACACAAAACAAAAAUAAAAGGAAAUUAACUAAACCAAGCAGAACUCGAAGAGAGUCUGAUGAAAAUUCUUUUUUUGAACACAGAAAUAGCAUAGAGAUUGAUCCAAAAAGCAAAAUAGGUGAAAUUAAACGACCAGAAGCAAAAUAUCCUGAUCAGUUUAUUAACCGCGGCAAAGAAGACAAAAGAGAAAUCCAAAUUGACAUUUUAAAUGACGGAAAAUUACUUAAAUCCAUUAAGGAAAAUAAUAAAGAACCAAAAUCAAUAGUGUUAAAUAUUCAAAAUGUAAAGGAUCCACCACCUUUAUUAAAAGAUAACCAGCCUAAACCAUUAGAUACCCACGUGAUACCAGUAAACUCACCACAAAGGAGUAUAGAAAGUGAUAAUAAUGCAAAUAAUAAAGAGGCAGCUUCCAAUUUCAAGAAUUUGUUUACUGUUAACGAAAACCUAAACACGGAUAGUAGUGUCGCUAGGGAUGCUUUCGCUAAAACUGCUCUGGUGUAUCACGUUUCUCUCCCAAAUCCUAACUUUAUCGUUCCACAUGAUAGCUCCAAUGGCACAGAUUUAAAUGAAAAUAAUUUCCAACGCAACAAUUUUCGAGAUAUGAGCAAAUACUGGAGUGAUUCUGAAAAAAAUCAAUUGCAACAAGGUAUUCAGUUUGCCCAGGAAACUGGAAAUUUGAGAAAACAAAAAACAAAUGAUGGAUUUGAAACUGCUAGGACCAUUGUCGUAGAGCAUGUAGGUAAUAGACCAGUUAUGGAGACUGAGCAAGAUGGUAGACUCCAAAUGAAAAGAAAUUUACAAACUUGGGACGGUAAAGUACGGUUUGGAGGUCCCAUUGUAUCGACAAGAAAUGAAGACGGUGAAGAUAUGCCAUUCGAUGAAUUAGAAAAUAAAAUGAAAAGUAAUAUAGAAAAUACACGCCAGGUUUCAUUCCCUAAAAAUGAACACAAUCUGAAAAAUCACAAGAAUGUGAGAAAACAUCAGAUAAUUAUUGUUACUGACAGAAGAACAAAUGAAUUUUUAGAACCAAACAACGCAUUCGAUAUUCCAACAGCCCCACAGAAAAUAGAUGAAAAUAUCAAUAACCACAUAUCGAUAACUAUAGUUGAACCACAAAAAGAUGAAGAACCUGAAGAAGAAACGAAAAACGAAGAGCAUCUACCACUUAUUGCGACACUUCCGAACCCAAUAGGCGAGGAAUUAUUAAAUUUGGAUUCUACAAAAGAUUCUGAGUGUACUGACAAUCCAGAAUAUAGAGCAAAACAGCAACUUAACCAAAAUUUUGAUUUAAAGAAUAUUAAAUUAAGUAACCUUGUUAAUACAACUAUAAAAGAAACUGAUAUUCCCGAGUACGAUGAAAACAGUGAAAAAAAUGAAGAUAAUUCGUGUGAAACAGGCCAAUGUUUAGAUGAUAACCAGAACCUAAACAAUAAUAUUGAAACGCAUAUAGAACCCAACUAUGAGUAUCCUAAUAAUAAAGUACAUUUAGAAACAAAAUAUGACAAUAAUGAUAGUCAAAUAAUCCAAAUGGAACCAAAAUAUGAUAAUCAUAAUAGUCAAAUGCGUGUAGAAACAAAACAUGAAAAUAUUGAUAAACAAAUGUCAAAUAAUGAAAAUCCUAACACUCAAAUGAAAGUAGAAUCAAAGUAUGACAAACCACAUAAACAAGAACAUGACGAUGAAGAUAUUAGAGUGAGUAUCGAACCCCAACCUGGAAGAGCUCAUCCUCAAAUGUAUAAAGAAAUACACGACCAAGAUCACAAGAGAUAUUUAUCAAGACAAGGAUCCUCAGAAAUUAUGAGAUUACCUGAACUAGGAAAUAAUGCACAAACCGAUUGUCAAGGUCCACAUUGCAAUGAAGAAGAACCAUAUUGUGAAGGUCCCAAUUGCAGAUCGUACAAGAAUUUUCCAAAAAUUAAACAUAAAAGAAAUCGUGGGAAAAGAAGACAUAAACAUAGACACAACUAUGAUAACUCAGCUAAUGAUUAUAUACCUGCAUAUAAAAUAAGACAAUUAAAAGCAGUAAAUUAUAUUUACGACGCAGAUUUAGAAUCCCCCGAUGAAGAAGCUUCGGAUGCUGUAAUUUCUUCUGAAAGAACGAAGCGCUUGGGUGCAAAUAGGAAAGAAUAUGUGGAAGGUGACUAUGGCGAUGAAGAAGAUUCUGUCUCUUUGAAAAGUAACGUGUCUUCCAAAUUAAUAAAACAAGUUGAUAAUAUUUUUGCAAAUCCUCACACAACUUGUGAACCAGAUGAUGAAGAUUAUUAUUAUGAUGAAAUUGAUGAAAAAGGUACAAAUGCCAAAAAAACUAAUGAUAAUAAAGAUCAGUCAACAUCAUUACUUCAUUCUGAAGAUGACAAGGUGAGUCUGGGACGAAGACAACAUAAAAAAGCCAAAGUUCUUCAAAAACAAGGUCAAGCUAAAGAUAUAUCCAAAGCAAUACAAACUCAAAUUCGAGAACCAAGGGCUAGUGAAGAUUUGGCUCAAUUACCAAAGUUUGUCAUAACAGAUAAUUUGAAUGAGGAGAAUUUACGGAAAAGAUCGUUAGUACAAAAGAAGGAAGAACUGAAAAACAAGUUUCCUUUGUCUUCAAAAAGUUUUUUUCCAAGUAAUAAUGUCAAAAGGAGAGACUCUAGUGAUACAGAUAUGUUUGGAGCAUCUGCAGCACCUGGAGCUGAUAAAACUGCUACAGUUGCCGAUGCUCUCGGCGGUGGUGCAGGUGGGGUCAAUGGAGCAGAUUCUAAAGAUACUAGUGAUGCCCUUGGCCAAACUGAACCCACAGCGAGUGUUGCAACAGAUGAAUGUGAAAGUAGUCAUGUAAGCAUUGGACCUGUGUGUGAAACAGAUAAUUUCACUAAACUCAAAGUCACUACCAUGCUGAAUCUUGUAGGAGCUGGAGAAAAUCAACAAGAUCUAAAUAAUUCAUUACCAUCUAUAAACGAACAAUAUCAAAAUUUGGAAGAUAUUCUCGUUGGACGAUUGCCACUAUCCAUUGUAGAUUCUGUUUUCAAGCAUAUGAAAAUGCAUCCAACCUUUAAACAAAGAUUUUUUAGAGGAAUGAAGAAAAAGAAUGCACCGAUAAGCUUUAAAAAUCUUCCCGAGAUUAGUAGCAAAGAAAGCAACAAGUUAAUCAGAUUGAUGUCGAAAAUAAUUAACAGACUACAGUGGACAACAACCUGCCAAAUUUUACCCAACAAACUCAAACGUUACCUAAAAACGAUUACAUCUGUUAAAAUUGAAGAUCGCCUAACGAAAACGAAAGCGAUGGAAGAAAUAGAGCUAGCAGAAAACCAAAAUCAAACCAGUUUUAUUUUCCAUUCCAACAAUGGAGUAGAUAACGUUGAGGAAAAAGUUAGGGUUCUUAAAAAUAUGCUAAUAAAAUACCAGCAUUUACCAGAAAGUUGUAAACCUCGAGCUGAACCAGUGAAGGAGUACAUUGAAAAUCAUUUAGAUAUGUUAACACAUGCCAUGUCCAGUAAUAUGGCUGGAACCCGUAAAUCGGAGGGAGAAGCACCUAAGGAACCAGCUGGUGAAGUUCCCCAUCAUGAAGCAGCCAAGAGAAACGAAAAAGACGAGGACACUGAUUUGAUCGAACACGAACUGGAGAGUUUGGGUUUAGGAAAACACCCCAAUUUCAGACCCAACUUCGAUUUAGAAACACUUUUACGUAGUCCUGAUAGAUCCGGCGAUCAAGCGGGAGAGGAAGAUAAAAACCUAUUAUCGAAAAAGACAAACAAAAGAUCUGCCGUAAGUAGAGAAACAUCAGAUCAAUACGAUCGGCUAUUAGAAGCAGUUAAAAAGGAACGAAUAAAAAGGGAAGGGCGAAAAAAAAUAGCAGCAGCUUUUGGCAAACUCAGCAUUGACGAUUACAAAGGUACAAAUUCAAAUAAUGCCAUUAACGAAGUAUUUGAAAACCCCUUAGUUUAUUCGUUUUAA